This is a messenger RNA of Zasmidium cellare ATCC 36951, 1563 nucleotides long. RefSeq lists its product as uncharacterized. The record is from RefSeq and is a predicted model, not a curated record. The transcript is spliced from 5 exons. Gene Ontology annotation, molecular function: monooxygenase activity; oxidoreductase activity, acting on paired donors, with incorporation or reduction of molecular oxygen; iron ion binding. The coding region runs from base 1 to 1563 and encodes 520 amino acids. Lineage: Eukaryota; Fungi; Ascomycota; Dothideomycetes; Mycosphaerellales; Mycosphaerellaceae.
AUGGCUCCCCCUACACAAGCUCAUCUCUCAGAAGUAUUCGCAGCAGUGGGCUGGACUGGCGUCGCCUGGAUAGCCGCUGUUCUCUUUGUCGUCUAUCAAAUCACACAGACAAUUCGAACUUGGCGACGACUCGGCCACGUCCCAGCUCCCUCCUGGCUGGCAAACAUCUCCUACUUCUGGAUCGCAAAGUACACAUACUCUGGCCGUCAGUACUGGGUUCAUCGCGAGUUACACGAGAAGCAUGGGCCACUGAUUCGAAUCGGGCCAAACGAGGUGGUCACAAACGACCCUCAGGUAUUGAAGAAGAUCUCUGGUACAGACAACCGCUGGGCCCGAGAUCCCUUCUACAAGACUGGCAAAUUCAACCCAUACCACGAAAACCUCUUCAGUCGACUCGACCCAAAGGAGCACCGGCAGGCCAAGUCGCGCACCAUUGCGGCGUACAGCGGCCGUGAAACUCCCGAUUUGGAAGUUGGCGUCGAUGACCUGGUGAAGACGCUGAUCAACAAGAUUGGCACCAAGUAUGCAUCUCCAUCCACUAAUGUCAGAACACCACUUUUAGAUCUUGGGAAGGCGAGCUGUUACUUCACUCUGGAUGUCAUCACGAGACUUGCGUUCGGUAAGGAGUUUGGUUACCUCAGCGAGGAAAAGGAUCAUUACAACUUCCUGGGCAGUCUUCAUGAUCUCUGGCCUCAAAUGUCUACUUGUGCCGAUGUUCCAUGGAUCAGGAAAUUCUUGUUCUCGCCGGCCUUUUUGGCGUUGUUCGGACCAAAGCCCACUGACAGGGCUGGAUUUGGGGCGCUGAUGGGGGUGGCAGCACAUUACGUUGGCCAACGAUUUGCUCCAGAUGCAAAGCCGAAACAAGACAUGCUGGGCUCCAUGAUGAAGCACGGCCUUAACCAGACAGAGUGCGAGACAGAGGGCUUGUUCAUGAUCAUUGCCGGGACUGAAAGCACCGCCUCUGCCAUUCGCUCUGCUUUGAUCCAUACCAUGACUACGCCACAGGUUUACCACAAGCUCAAGCAAGAGAUCCGACUCGCCGAGCAGGAGGGCAGAGUGUCGAAUCCGAUCAAGAUCCAAGAGGCGAAGCAGCUACCCUAUCUGCAGGGGGAGGCCGUCGUAUAUGAGUCGCUCAGAAUGCGACCACCUCUCAUCGGCUUCUUUCCCAAGGUCGUGCCGGAAGGCGGCGAGAACAUCCUUGGCUACGAAAUCCCAGCAGGGACUGCAAUUGGCGUCAACAUGUCUGCGAUGCUGCGUUCGAAAGAGCUUUUCGGCGCAGACGCAGACAUGUUCCGACCCGAACGCUUCAUGGAACUUGACGAAACAAGACGCAAGCAGAUGGAACGAGACGCCGAGCUUGCUUUUGGCAAUGGGCAGUGGAUGUGUGUUGGUAAAACGAUUGCCUUCAUGGAGAUCAAUAAGAGUGUCUUCGAGAUGUUCCGCAACUUCGACUUGCAAUUGGCGCAGCCUUACGCUCCUAGUGAGAUCAUGACAUACGGAACCUUUUUGGAAGACAACUUGAUGGUCAGAGUUUCUAGAACUAGCGAUGCUGCUGCGGCGUAG